This is a messenger RNA of Branchiostoma belcheri (Belcher's lancelet), 1170 nucleotides long. RefSeq names its product beta-galactoside alpha-2,6-sialyltransferase 2-like. The coding region runs from base 140 to 1096 and encodes 318 amino acids. The record is from RefSeq and is a predicted model, not a curated record. The transcript has 4 exons. NCBI's taxonomy places the organism in Eukaryota, Metazoa, Chordata, Leptocardii, Amphioxiformes, Branchiostomatidae. Gene Ontology annotation, molecular function: sialyltransferase activity.
UUUUUUUAAACUGGGCUAAUCAGAAAACAGCCGAAGACCAGCAAACCCCCAGUUCUAUAAGCCUGCUGCGGAGGCUAGGUCCAUACGGUCUGCUUCUCAGGUUGCUGAUGCGUUGGAAACAAAACAAUAGGAACGUAUCAUGGCAAAAAGGACACUAAUGAUUUUCAGUGCAGGAGUGUGUGUUGGUAUAAUGAUAUACUACGUACUACAUACGUUUUUGAUGCCAACAUUUGUGUUUAAAAUCAUUAAACCUAUGGUUGACGGGCAAGAACUGCUGUGUGCUCUGAGGAAGAACGUUCCGUUCUCAACUAUAACAAGAGAACAGGCGUCCAAAGAUGGAAACGCCACCAUACUGCCGGAGGAGAGUCUGGAGAAGUUGGUGCACUUUAACUCGUGCGCAGUCGUCAGUAGUAGCCACGGCCUCAGGCUUCACACGUACGGGAAGGAGAUAGACAGCCACGACGCCGUGCUGAGAUUCAACUGCGCUCCAACGCAGGGAUUCGAGCAGUUCGUCGGAAACCGGACGGACUUUCGUCUCAUCAACACACAGAUUCCGAGACGGUCAUGCCAGAAGGAAUUUUGGAGCGAGAACAGCACCAUGUUCAAACAUGAAACCAUAGUUGUUAGGAACAUGGACGCCAUCGGUUUAGAAGGAGAAAAGGUAAACACCAAAACCGACCGUUUCCACGUUUUUGCCAACUUGGUCAAAUACGGGAAGAAGUAUCCAGAAAGGGAUUUGCCUUUUAUACAGAGACCUGACUUCGGAAAUGACAUAAUGCGGGAACUGGCGCGGUUCUGCAUCACUACAGGAAUGUGUUACAAGGCAAUUAUGAGUCCAAGUUCGGGCAUGUUUGGUGUUGUGAUGAUGCUGCACCUCUGCGACUGGGUCCAUGUCUACGAGAUCGUUCCCUCCAACAAGGACGAAACCAAACUACUGUAUUACUACGAUGAAAAGGAAAUGUGGUCCAAAAAAGACUGGCACUCGUACAUCCAAGAAAGGGUUUACUUCAGGACCUUGUCACUGACUACUGAGAAAGACAUAGAAGAUACAGGCGUGGUGCUGCUGAAGGGGUUUUCACAGACUCAAUGCCACUGAUACUAUUUAUACAUAUAUUAGCAAACGUACAUGGUAGAAAUUGAUGUACCUAAAACAAGGGAAAACAGACUAUU